ACCGGCCUCACCGGCAGGUUUGAGGUCGGCCGCGCUGCGGGAACCUGCCGCGGGGCGGGCGUGGGUGUUGCCCGUGCGGGGCCGAGGCGACCGAGUGUCCUUGGUUCGGCGGCGCCGAGUUUCCUCCCAGCGUUCUCUUUGUAACGUCCGCGGCCUGCGGCUCGCUGCGAACGCAGGGCUUUCCCAUGAAGGUGUCUCUCGGUAACGGCGAGAUGGGCGUCUCUGCCCACCUGCAGCCUUGCAAGGCAGGAACUACGCGGUUCUUUACCAGCAAUACCCACAGCUCUGUCGUAUUGCAAGGCUUUGAUCAGCUCAGACUAGAGGGGCUGCUUUGUGACGUGACUCUGGUCCCUGGUGAUGGAGAUGAAAUCUUCCCGGUUCAUAGAGCCAUGAUGGCGUCCGCCAGCGAUUACUUCAAGGCCAUGUUCACAGGGGGGAUGAAAGAACAAGAUUUAAUGUGCAUUAAACUUCACGGGGUGAACAAAGUUGGUCUGAAGAAAAUCAUUGAUUUUAUUUAUACCGCAAAACUGUCUCUUAAUAUGGACAAUCUCCAGGACACCCUUGAAGCUGCCAGCUUUCUACAGAUCUUACCGGUUUUGGACUUUUGUAAAGUAUUUCUUAUAUCGGGCGUCUCCUUAGAUAACUGCGUUGAGGUUGGACGGAUUGCCAACACCUACAAUCUUAUAGAAGUGGAUAAAUAUGUAAAUAAUUUCAUCCUGAAGAACUUUCCUGCAUUGUUGAGUACUGGGGAGUUUCUAAAACUCCCCUUUGAACGGCUUGCCUUUGUGCUUUCCAGCAAUAGUCUCAAGCACUGUUCCGAGCUUGAACUCUUCAAGGCAGCCUGCCGCUGGUUGAGGCUGGAAGACCCUCGGAUGGACUAUGCUGCAAAAUUAAUGAAGAAUAUUCGAUUCCCACUGAUGACACCGCAGGACCUCAUCAACUACGUGCAGACAGUAGAUUUCAUGAGAACGGACAAUACCUGUGUGAAUUUACUUUUGGAAGCAAGCAAUUACCAAAUGAUGCCGUAUAUGCAGCCAGUGAUGCAGUCAGACAGAACUGCCAUUCGAUCUGAUUCCACUCACUUGGUUACCUUAGGAGGAGUUUUGAGGCAACAGCUGGUUGUCAGUAAAGAAUUACGGAUGUACGAUGAAAGGGCACAGGAGUGGAAGUCCUUAGCCCCCAUGGAUGCUCCCCGAUACCAGCACGGCAUUGCCGUUAUUGGAAAUUUCCUUUAUGUAGUUGGUGGUCAGAGUAAUUAUGAUACAAAAGGGAAAACUGCUGUUGAUACAGUUUUCAGAUUUGACCCUCGGUAUAAUAAGUGGAUGCAGGUGGCAUCAUUAAAUGAAAAGCGCACAUUCUUUCACCUGAGUGCCCUCAAAGGACAUUUGUAUGCAGUUGGUGGGCGCAGUGCAGCUGGUGAACUGGCCACAGUAGAAUGUUACAACCCGAGAAUGAACGAAUGGAGCUAUGUUGCAAAAAUGAGCGAGCCCCACUAUGGCCAUGCUGGAACAGUGUAUGGGGGUUUGAUGUACAUUUCUGGAGGAAUUACCCAUGACACUUUCCAAAAUGAGCUCAUGUGUUUUGACCCAGAUACAGACAAAUGGACACAGAAGGCUCCUAUGACUACAGUCCGAGGUCUGCAUUGCAUGUGUACAGUUGGAGACAAGCUGUAUGUGAUUGGUGGCAACCACUUCAGAGGAACGAGUGAUUAUGAUGAUGUCCUAAGCUGCGAAUACUAUUCACCAACUCUUGACCAAUGGACUCCAAUUGCUGCUAUGCUGAGAGGUCAGAGUGAUGUUGGAGUUGCUGUUUUUGAAAACAAAAUCUAUGUUGUUGGUGGAUAUUCUUGGAAUAACCGUUGCAUGGUAGAAAUUGUCCAGAAGUACGACCCAGAAAAAGAUGAGUGGCAUAAAGUUUUUGAUCUUCCAGAGUCACUUGGUGGCAUUCGGGCUUGCACUCUCACAGUUUUUCCACCUGAAGAAAACCCUGGGUCACCUUCCAGAGAAUCACCUCUUUCAGCACCCUCAGAUCAUUCUUAGAUACAAGGUGUUAAGCCCCUUCAGUUGUCUCUUAUUACUACACUUAAUAGAUUAAAAGGUAACUUAGGUGUUUUUGUUUUGCUUACUAUGUUACUAAUGGCUAAUAAGUGCAUUCUGAAAACUGUGUUAAAUAUAUUUAGCUGUUUUAACAAGUGAAAGAGAUACAUGAAAAAUUAGAUGUCUUUUGUGGUGUUACAUAUGUGAAAUUGUAGGUGAUCAUAGUAAAUGUGUAAUUGUCCAUUAUGCUACAAAAUUGAAAGUUUUGAUUUGACUAAAACAUCAAAUGGAGGUCCCCUGUUAUAAACUAAAAUAAUAAAAGAUUGCCAAGGUACAGCUACCUCCCUCUUGGAUAGUUUUUGACAAUUUGUUAGCUAGGCUAUGUGAUUACCCUUAGAAUAUAUGAAGUUUCUUAGGUAGAAGAAAUAGUAAAAAUAUUAACUAGAAGAAACAGUAAGUUAGGAUUUGUUAUCUUACUGGAGAAAAGAAAAUUUUGGAGCAUGUACACAAAACAUACAUAGGCUCGCACAAAAAUUCAUGUGUACAUAUAAGUUUUUAAAACUGAUAGAAACGUCAGCGGUAGUGAAAAUGAGCUAAUGUUUUCUUUCAGAAAACAAUUCCUUUUAUUUCAAUGAGAAUUCAAUACCAGAGUUAGUGUUUAAAGUGCUAAGCAAAAUUUAGAUAGUUAAGGGCUACAACAAAUUAAAUUGACAGCCAAAUUUGUCAUGUUUUAUGGGAUUGUUUCUUUAAAUGAAACUUAGUUUUUCUGCAUAAUCUGUAAUUAUAUGUAUAUAGAUUAUUUAGCAAAAGUCAGGUUUUGGAGAAUUGUUUGUUACUAACUUCUUUUUCCUGUGAGAUUUGGCAGUCAAGAAAGGCAAGGGAACAUUCUGAACAAAGAAUUUUUAAGUUCAGCUCCCACCUUUGUCACUUUGACAUGCUUAUUGUGUGAUUUUUGAGUGAUUUCUGUUGCAACUGUAGCUGAUAACAUACUGAGCAGUGUAGGCUGCCUCAAGGCUGUGAUCUAAGCAAACAGAUAGACCCUGUUCUGCAUCAAAUCAGAAGUACGCCUUUUCAGCCUUGACCCAAGGACAGAACCAACUUCAGAUCACCUAACAAGCCAGCUGGUUUUUUUUUUUUUUUUUUUUUAAAGGCACUGUUGACUUUCAGUCUUCAGUACUGUGGGUUACUUUCUGGCUGUGAAUUAUAUGGAAAAAUCUUAAAGGGACAAAUGGAAUUAUAGUGAUCUUUGGUAAUGAGUGAUACUGAAUAUGUGCUUUCCUGGAAAAGUAGUUCACCUGAAGGAAAAGCAAAAACCAUAUGUGCACACAUAUAUGUGUGUAUGUGUAGCUGCCCUGUGAGAGUGGUAGAGUGUAAAUCACAAGCAAUGCCUUGGCAGCCCCUUAAUGUAAUUCAGACCAAGGAAAAGGCUUUGGCUUCUGGUAUCUGAACUUUACUUACUACAUUGACAGAAAUUUUCAUACUUUUUUGUUUUUUAAUGACUCCUUUUUUUAUUAUUAUUACUUAGACAGUUGAAUACUUUUAGAAGUUAAGAUAAACAUUGCUACUAACUUUGUGUAUUGAGUGAGCAAGAAGUGGCAUCCCAAACUCUUUUUUUUUUUUUUUAAAGCAAGCGCGAAUACUUUACUUGGGUAUUUUGAAUAGCUUCAUUUUCUUUUUGGUUAAAUAUCCAUGUCAUUUUUCCUUGUAAUACCUAUUAGAAUUGCUUUGUUUUUCAUAUAAAGUUACAGGAUUUCUUUAUAUAAUAAAAUUAUUUAACUGAUA
This is a messenger RNA of Phodopus roborovskii (desert hamster), 3818 nucleotides long. It is a transcript of the gene Klhl9, whose product is annotated as kelch like family member 9. Gene Ontology annotation, cellular component: Cul3-RING ubiquitin ligase complex. Gene Ontology annotation, biological process: protein ubiquitination; regulation of cytokinesis. Lineage: Eukaryota; Metazoa; Chordata; Mammalia; Rodentia; Cricetidae. The coding region runs from base 186 to 2039 and encodes 617 amino acids. Gene Ontology annotation, molecular function: ubiquitin-protein transferase activity; cullin family protein binding. The transcript has a single exon. The record is from RefSeq and is a predicted model, not a curated record.